Molecule: messenger RNA, 2989 nt
Organism: Linum trigynum
Lineage: Eukaryota; Viridiplantae; Streptophyta; Magnoliopsida; Malpighiales; Linaceae
Source: the annotation of a GenBank genome assembly
UCAUAUUCAUAAUCAAUCAAUCAUACACUAAAAAUACAACCUACAAUAUACGAUUGGUAACUAACGAAUCUAAGUAGAGGCCCCUAAUAUUUUGAGGCCCUGUGCCGGAGGGAGGGCCAGCACACCCUCUUGGCCGGCCCUGCCCACAAUGCAUCAUUUUUCUGAAUUUUCUGCGGAAACAUCACAUGCAUUAUUUACUUGAUUUGACACAAACUAUGACUCAAAAUGAGUGAUAGUUAAAUCUCAAGUUUUCGUUGAGAUUGUUGAAAUUGUUUGAUGGAGAUUGUUGUGUUUUCUUCUUCUUUCAAAUAUGUCCCUGCUUUUUUUGUGUUGCUUUUUUAUAUUAAAAACAAAGGGUAAAAGUGAAUUUUCACCAAAAAAGUGAUAUAAUUUAUGUAAAUACUACAAUAACUAUCAGAGAAACCAAAUGAUGUAAACUAUGAUACACCAAUUUUCUUAUAUACAUGUAUAUUAUUAUGCAUGCAUUGAUAACAAUACAUCAAUUUAACUAUCACCAAAACGAAACCACCCAACCACCUGUAGUUGUCCCGCUUAUCCGCCUGGAGAAAGGCAAACUAUUAAGGUAUCGUUUGCUUGUGGGAUUUGGGUGAUGGAUUUGGUACCCAAAUCCCAAGGUACCAAAUCCCAAGCAUAAUGAAAUUGGCACAAGUCCAUGGUUUGCUAAGGGACACAAAUCCGUGGGGCCCACGGAUUUGGAGCCAUUUUUUAGAUCCAAAUCCGUGGACCCCACGGAUUUGCAAAUCUCACAUUUCAUUUGAGAUUUUAUAAUGGAAGACAAAAUGUGAACAAAUCCAUCGUGAAUCUAUGACAAAAAUAAACUACACAAACAAUGUACUCUUCCAAAUCCAUAAUGCAACAAAUCCAUCGUAAAUCCAAAUGUUUUGAAAACUCAAAACCUUCGUUUUCAAAUCCAAGCCCUAAGUUUAUGGGAAUUGAAAGAAAACGUGGGUCUACUGCUCUUCUUCUUUAAUAGGUUAGCUGGUUGGACGACCGCCCCAAGUCCAAAGAGCAGGGCCCCUGCAGCUGCGUUUAUUGCUUGCGUCAGAACAAUAAACACUGAUUGCUUAACCCUUUUCUAUUCCCGUUCAAAAAGUGAAUGGCUUUUCCUGCUCUUCUUUGUUUGUCUGGUCAAUUCAAUCCAAUGUUUUCGUAGAUUUUAUUUAUCCUUUCUUCGGUGUAUCCAAGAGAAGAAUCAAAUCUCUUUGGUAACAAUUGGUCGGGUUCGAUUUCGUUCUCCCCACCUUCGCAACCGCCCCGGUGCGAUCCUUUCUCUUCUGCAGCAGAAAGCAUGGUGGAUAAUGAUAAUCAUAACAGUAAUGGGAACAAGAGUAGUAACCACAAGAAGAAGAAGACGAAGACCAAGCGUGGAGGUAGCAAGAGGAAGAUGAGCGCGGAGCAGUGCGUGGCGUUCAAGGCGGUGGCGGAAUGGGUUUGUUUGAAUCAACAACCGCCUUACCUUUCCACAGCUGCUUCCUGCCUGGUGGAUGAUUUUGGGGUGCAGAAGAGCUCGGGGAGAGGUGGGGGUAGAAUUGUAUUCGAUUUGCACUGUCAUUCUAACCACAGUGAUGGCUUCUUAUCCCCUUCUAAGCUCCUAGAGAGGGCUCAUGGAAAUGGGGUGAAAGUUCUUGCUCUCACAGAUCAUGAUACCUUGUCUGGGAUCCCUGAAGCCAUUGAAGCUGCUGCAAGAUUUGGCAUCAAGAUAAUCCCAGGUGUUGAAAUCAGCACAAUAUUCUCUCCAAGUGGGAACCAUGAAUUGGAAGAACCAGUCCACAUCCUUGCAUACUACAGCAGCUGUGGACCUUCAAGGGUUGAGGAAUUGGAUAAGGUGUUGUCUAAUAUAAGGGAUGGCCGCUUCUUGCGUGCCAAAGAGAUGGUCUUGAAGCUUAAUCACCUCAAGCUUCCUCUCAAAUGGGAGCAUGUUGCUAGGAUUGCAGGCAAAGGAGUUGCUCCUGGUAGGCUUCAUGUUGCUCGAGCUAUGGUUGAAGCAGGUUAUGUAGAGAACCUGAAACAGGCUUUUUCCAGAUAUCUACACGAUGGUGGACCUGCUUACUCAACCGGGAAUGAGCCUCGCUCAGAAGAAGCAGUCCAACUUAUACAUGACACUGGGGGCAUUUCAGUGUUGGCUCAUCCAUGGGCAUUAAAGGAUCCGGUCGCAGUAGCGAGAACCUUAAAAAGUGCUGGCCUUCACGGGAUUGAGGUUUUCAGAAGUGAUGGUAGACUGUCUGUGUACAGCGACUUGGCAGAUUCUUACGGGCUUCUGAAGCUUGGGGGCUCUGAUUUCCAUGGCAGGGGAGGGAAGAGCGAGUCGGAAGUUGGAAGCGUCAAUCUCCCUGUAAUGGUGCUACACGACUUCCUCAAAGCUGCACGGCCAAUCUGGUGUGAUGCCAUUACGGGCAUUCUUCAGAUGUAUGCUGAUGAUCCAUCUGAAACAAAUCUGGCAAGAAUUACAAGGUUUUGGAGAAUGAGGCAAUCGAAAGAUAGUAUUAUUGGAACUGGGGGCAAGGACAUGAUUGAUCAUUGCUUAUCAUUGUGGUUAACAGCUGAAGAGAGGCAGCAGAGUGCGGCCGGGUUUGAGGCCAUUAGAGGAAAGCUAUCAAGUGUUUCAAUCACUUAGUGUUUACUGUGGCCUGCUUUCUUCCUUUGAGGAUUCAGCGAGACUUGCAAAAACAACACCAGAUAGAGCACAAUUUUGUGCGACAUUUUGCAGCACUGAUGUCUUGCACCAAGUUUGUGUACAUGACUGGGUGUCCAAUUUAGCUCGGCUGCAUUUUUUCCUUAUUUCUGAAAAGGCGGUUGCAGAGGAACGAUUUCAAGAAAAUUGUGUAGGCAAACUUUUCAAAAGCUAGCUUAUGCUAGGCGGCUUUGCAAAGAGCAUGGUAGAUCAUAAUUGCAUAAAAGUCGCUUUGUCUAUGAGAAUUGAGACAUGCAAAAGAGCACUUCUACUAUGCUAUAAAAUAUUGGUGUUUUA